This is a messenger RNA of Lotus japonicus, 2219 nucleotides long. RefSeq names its product protein BONZAI 3. The transcript has 16 exons. NCBI's taxonomy places the organism in Eukaryota, Viridiplantae, Streptophyta, Magnoliopsida, Fabales, Fabaceae. Gene Ontology annotation, molecular function: calcium-dependent phospholipid binding. Gene Ontology annotation, biological process: cellular response to calcium ion. Gene Ontology annotation, cellular component: plasma membrane. Bases 232 to 2019 code for a protein of 595 amino acids. The record is from RefSeq and is a predicted model, not a curated record.
GCUGCUAGCGACCAAAUGAGCGUUCAACAAUCUGUGUGCCAAUGUAUAAGCCAUUGCCUCAUAACGCAAAACGCGUUUUGUUGCAUUCAUUCAUUCGUAUAUAAAAGCUACAACUUGAAAUACAAUGCAAGUGAUUAGAGAAUCGCUAUAUUUAGCAUUUAGCAAACGCGAUUGUAAAUUGUAAAUAAAAAAUAACACAUCGUCACUCGAAAUUAAAUUAGGGUUCUGCGAAUGGGAGCGUGUUUGUCUGAUUUGAAGGGAGGGAAGCAAGCGGUGGGAGGCGGCGGAGUAGGGUUCCCUCAAACUGUAACAGUCCCUGGCACUAGCACCGGCAACAAUGGUGGGGGUGGGGCCAACGACGCCGUCGAUCUCUUCUACACGGCGCAAGGUUUUCAAGCAAUGUUCACCAGAGUUGAGUUAACUCUUUCAGCAUGCAACUUGCUUGAUCGGGACAUUGCAUCCAAGAGUGAUCCCAUGGUUGUUGUAUAUGAAAAGAAAAGAGAUGGUAUAUUGCAAGAAUUAGGUCGCACUGAAGUCAUAAUGAAUUGUUUGAAUCCAGAGUGGAUUGUGAAAGUUAGUGUUGCAUUUCAGUUCGAGGUUGUGCAACCACUUGUAUUUCAAGUGUAUGACAUUGAUACAAAGUACCAUAGAAUUCCUGUGAAGACAAUUAAUCUGAAAGAUCAAGAUUUUCUUGGAGAGGCCACAUGCACUUUGUCAGAGAUAGUGACUAAACAAAGCCGGAGCGUGACCUUAAGGCUCCAAAACAGAACUGGACGAGGUGGUUUAAUAAGAAACCUAGGGGCAAUUACUGUGCAUGCUGAGGAGACUGCUGCUGCAAAGAGUGCUGUUGAGAUGAUCUUCCGCUGUUCACACUUGGAUAACAAGGACGUUUUUUCUAAAAGCGAUCCUUUUCUUAGAAUAUCAAGAAGGGUUGAGAGUGGAGGUUCUGUUCCCAUUUGCAAGACUGAAGUUAUUGACAACAAUUUAAAUCCAAAAUGGAAACCAGUUUGUCUUAGUUUCCAGCAGUUUGGAAGCAAAGAUAAUCCACUAGUCAUCGAGUGUUUUGAUUUCAAUAGCAGCGGCGAUCAUGUACUUAUCGGUAAACUGGAGAAGUCUGUGGCAGACCUUGAAAAACUGUACAACGGGAAAGCAGGUGCAAAUUUUUUCAUGCCAUCCAAACACCAUAGACAAGACAAGGUUCUUAAGGGUCAACUCUUUGUAGAUCAAUUUUGUGAAAAGGAACAGUUCACUUUCAUUGACUACAUAUCCAGUGGAUUUGAACUAAACUUCAUGGUUGCUGUAGAUUUCACUGCUUCAAAUGGAAAUCCUCAACAUUCAAAUUCUUUGCAUUACAUUGAUGUAUCUGGUCGGUUAAAUUCAUACCAAAAGGCUAUAAUGGAGGUUGGGGAAGUUAUUCAGUUCUAUGAUUCUGAUAAGCAGUUUCCUGCAUGGGGCUUUGGAGGACAUGUACCUGGUGGCGGCGUAUCCCACUGUUUUAAUCUGAAUGGAAGUUCAGGUAGCUCUGAGGUUGUAGGAGUUGAAGGGGUAAUGCAUGCUUAUGCUACUGCAUUACGCAGUGUCACACUGUCAGGACCCACGCUGUUUGGCCCAGUUAUAAACAUGGCUUCACAAAUGGCCGCCGAGUCCCUUUCAACACAUAACAGCACCAACUAUUAUGUUUUACUUAUUAUAACGGAUGGAGUUGUUACUGAUCUUCAAGAGACCGUAAAUUCUCUGGUUAAAGCAUCUGACCUUCCCCUGUCGAUUCUUAUAGUUGGAGUUGGAAAUGCUGAUUUCACAAACAUGGAGGUACUGGAUGCUGAUAAUGGGCGUAGACUAGAGAGUUCUACUGGUCGUGUAGCUACACGAGAUAUAGUGCAGUUUGUCCCUAUGAGAGAAGUACAAAGUGGGCAAAUCUCUGUUGUGCAAGCUCUUUUGGAAGAACUACCUGGACAAUUUUUGACUUUCAUGCGAUGUAGGGACAUCAAGCCAAUUCCUUUCGGUUUCCCUCAAGCAUGACGCAGCCAACAAGCUUUUUCUUCUAAAGAUAGCUGAGACUAAGGGUUGAUUGCUUUCUUUUUCUAUUUUUUACUCAUGAAAAUAGGGGAUAGUUAUAACCUGUGUAAAGGGUCAUAGUUAUCUUUGGGAUUUAUAACGUAGUUUUCUCGUCAUAUGCUAUGGAUAUUUUCUUAUAUAACAUGAUUUGUUCACUUUCAUAA